This is a messenger RNA of Ostrea edulis (European flat oyster), 4689 nucleotides long. Its product is annotated as serum paraoxonase/arylesterase 1-like. The record is from RefSeq and is a predicted model, not a curated record. The coding region runs from base 84 to 1175 and encodes 363 amino acids. The transcript has 9 exons. Lineage: Eukaryota; Metazoa; Mollusca; Bivalvia; Ostreida; Ostreidae. Gene Ontology annotation, molecular function: arylesterase activity.
AGAAAACAGGUCUCUAUCCCGAUCUGAUUAAAGCCGAUUCAUUUCAGAUUUGAUUCAUCUCGUCUUAGUGAUAACAGGGAAUUAUGAUAUGGAAAACUCUCUUUGGACUUAUGGUUGCAUUGUCCUUCACGUCUAUUUUUAGAAUGAUCAUGUUCCUGGGCUACCACAAAACCCUGUGGAACCACAGACCAGGAAAAUGUCACAUCUUGGAAGGAAUAGAGCACGGAUCUGAGGACAUGCAGACCACCCAGUCUGGUUUAACAUUCAUCUCUUCUGGACUAAAUGCCGUGUUCGUUGGAUCAGAAUAUCAAGAGUAUUACAAGAAAAACAAUGUCAGAGGGCGGAUCAUGCUGUUUAACAUGGAGAAACCAGAAUAUGGAGUCAAAGAACUACCGAUUAUUGGAAACAAUUUUCUUUCCAAAGAUUUCUUUCCACAUGGUAUCAGUGUUUUAGAGGACAAAGGUAAAGUGCUCCUGUUUGUUGUGGUACAUCGAGGAGAGGAAGACACAGUGGAAAAGUUUGAGUUUCUGGAGGAGACCUUAGAAUUAAAACAUCUCAAGACAUAUACAGGAGCACUAGUUCACUUACUGAAUGAUGUAGUGGCAACAGGACCAGAAACAUUUUAUACAACAGAUUGUGCUUAUUAUCGCAACCCUUUCGGACAAUUUUUGGAAGGCAUACUGGGAUUGCACUUUGGUCAUAUUCUAUACUGUGAUGGCAAAGAUUUUCGAAUAGUUUCAGAACCAACAUAUUUUGCUAAUGGGAUUGCUCUCUCAAAUGAUGGAAAACUUGUGUAUGCAGUAUCCAGUAUGGGUAAAAAGUUGAUGGUGUAUAAGAGAGAAGAAAACAACAGACUUAUUAAAGUAAAUGACAUUGAACUUGAUACCAUCCCAGACAAUCCGAUAGUUGAUCCUACAACCGGAGAUGUGCUCCUUGGAUGUCAACCCAUAGGACAUAAAGGCUUAGAGCAACUCUCUAAUCCAGUUAACCCAAGCACAUCGCAGGUGUUGGUGGUACACAUGGACAAGAGUGGUUUUAAUAUGACAGGGGUCACGGAGCUGUUCUCAGAUGACCUUGAACUUUAUGGUUCCAGUUCAGCAACAUUAUAUAAGAACCGUAUGUUGAUUGGUACAGUGUGUCACAAAACGAUGUACUGUGAAGUUAACACAUUCUGAGACGUACAAAUAAUAUUCACGCAUGUACGAUAUUUUAGAGUGGUUAUGAGUUCGAUAUCUUUACAAUUUUGUAUAUUGAGCUUCUUCUAUUAGCUAUAACACACACACACACACACACACACACACACACACACACACACAUAUAUAUAUAUAUAUAUAUAUAUAUAUGUGUGUGUGUGUGUGUGUGUGUGUGUGUGUGUGUGUGUGUGUGUGUGUAUAUAAUAUUGUACUGCAUAAAGUGUAGAUAAACCACAUCGGUUAAAAUUUAAUUUUUCAUACAAUCUUCUUAAACAUUCGGCUUUCUACUUAGAAUAUACUGGAAAAGUAUAUUUCUCGUAGUAUUGUGUUUUUGGAAAACGUAGUUUUACAACUUGAUUACAAGCUGGGUCUAUGAAUGAAGUAGUUUUUCUGUGCAAUACGAUUUUUUUGUUACUCUGUCAGAAGAUAGUAUUGUAUAUGUACACAUACAUGUAUAUUCUAUUAUUUCUCUUAUAGACAAAUGCUGUAUUUCCGAUAGUAAGUGCCUUGAGUUCUUUGAACUUCCUAAAAGUAAACAUUUUGAAAUUGAGGAGUCACCAUACUCUGUAAAUGUUUUGAAAGAAUUAUUUUAUAUCAUCUUCAUUUCGGAGAAAUAUUGAUGCGUAUAAUCGUUUUAGAUGAGUACAAAAUACUUUUUUCAUUAAAUACAUGCACUACUGCAUAAAAAAAGUACUGAGUGUGUCAAUAUGUGCUGGUAUUUGCUGAUAAUUAUUAAUAUUGGGCUGUAGGUACUGCUAAGUUAUUCUGACAUUUUAGCUCACCUGAGUCGAAGGCUUAAAUGAGCUUUUCUGAUCAAAAGUUCUCCGUUGUCUGUCGUCGGUGUCGGCGUCGGUAUAAACUUUUCACAUUUUCAUCUUCUCCAGAACCACUAGGCCAAUUCCAGCCAAAUUUAUCACAAAGCAUCCUUUGGUAAAGGGCUUUCAAGUUUGUAAGAAUGAGGGGCCAUGCCCACUUCAAAGGGGAGAUAAUCACAAAAAUGCAAAAAUAGGGUGUGGUCAUUAAAAAUCUUCUCAAGAAUCACUGGAUCAGAGGAGCUGAAAUUUACAUGAAAGCUUCCUGACAUAGUGCAAUUCAAGUUUGUUAAAAUCAUAGCCCCUGGGGUUAAGUUGGGACCACAACAGAGGAUCAAUUUUUUACCUGCAAAUAUAAAGGGAAAAUCUUUAAAAUUCUUCCUCUCAAGAACCACUAGGCCAGGAAAGUAGAAAUUUACGCGGAAGCGUCCUGACAUUGUGCAGAUUCACGAUUAUUAAAUUCAUGGCCCCCCGGGGAUAGGAUGGGGGCCAUAAUAGGGGAUCAAAGUUUUACAUACAAAUAUAUAGAUAAUUAAUCUUUAAAAAUCAAGAACCACUGGACCUGGAAAGUACAAAUUUAUAUGAAAGUUUCCUGACAUAGUGCAGAUUUAAGUUUCUUCAAAUCAUGGCCCCCAAGGGUAGAAUGGGGCCACAUUAGGGUAUCAAAAUUUUACAUACAAAUAUGUAGGGAAAAUCAUUGAAAUCUUCUGAAGAAUCACUGGGCCAGAAAGGUUUACAUUUACAUGAAAGCUUCCUGACAUAGCGCAGAUUCAAGUUUAUUAAAAAGAUGGCCCCCAACGGCAUGAUGUGGUCACAAUAGGGGAUCAAAGAUUACAUACUAAUAUAUAGAGAAAAUCUUUAAAAAUAUUCUACUCAAGAACUAUUGGGCCAAAGAAGUUUACAUUUACAUGCAUAUGGUGUUUAUAUAUCUCAACUGAUUCGAUAUGCAAGAGCUUGUUCUGGGUAUAGUCAGUUUUUAAAUCGAGGUAAGCUACUGACAAACAAGUUGAUGGUACAGGGAUUUCAACAGUCUCGAUUGAAGUCAGCAUUUCGCAAAUUCUAUGGUCGUUAUAACGAUCUAGUUCGUCAAUACAACCUCGCAUUGGGUCAAAUGCUGUCUGACGUGUUUCAUACCGAUUGUUAAGCCGUUCUUGGCACACUGAUUUUGACUGCGGAUAAGUCCGUCUACCUGAUCAUGAUAUAGGGCUCACGGCGGGUGUGACCGGUCAACAGGGGAUGCUUACUCCUCCUGGGCACCUGAUCCCACCUCUGGUGUGUCCAGGGGUCCGUGUUUGCCCAACUAUCUAUUUUGUAUUGCUUGUAGGAGUUAUGAGAUUGGUCACUGUUCGUUAUCUUCACCUUGCAUGAAAGCUUCCUAACCUUGUGCAGAUUUAAGUUUCUUAAAAUCGAGAGCAAAGUUUUACAUGCAAAUAUAUAGGAAAAAUCUUUAGAUAUAAACCAAGGUAAAUCAGGUGAGCCAUGUCGCCCAUGGACCUCUUGUUACCGUUGGUACUGAUUACUUCUGUUGGUACUGAGAAAAAUCAAGUAAAAUUAUCAAUAUCAACAGCAUAAUAGCAGUCAUUAUCAGUAUUUAUCAGCCAACAAUUAAACUCAUAGUACUGUAUCCCUCCAGUAGUGAUACCGAUACUUCUCAAUAAUGUAGUACUCGCUGUGAUAAACCAUUUGUAUGUAAAGUAUAAAAGAGUAAGUGAUUCGAGAGAAAUCAUUUUCAGAAUAAAAAUGUCUGGGGUGUAGGUACAACCUAUAUAGAAAAUGUUGUUCUGAUAAAGAUCUGUGGAUAACAUACCAAUUUCCUAUCUCUAACUUAUUGUCAGGAUGUAUGACCUCGUGGCUGUGAACUUACAUAAUCUUUGUGCUCUUUACAUAAUCUAUUAUUAGUAUUAUUAUUAUCAUUAUUAUUAUCAUUAUUACUGUUAUUAUCAUUCCCUAGGUAGCGAUAUAAGUUAGCGGAUCUCAGGAUAUGGUUUUAAUCAGAUUUAUUAUCAUUAUUACACAUUUAGAUAGCGCUUUACCUAAUUACUACAAUUACCCUAAGGCUUUUUACAUGUAACGCAAUAAAAAUAAAGUAAAACAAAGAACAAUGAAUACAUAGAAAAAGGCAUAAAAUAAUACUUAAACUGGGGUGUUUUUUUAAGUAGCUGUAUCUAUAAGUACCCAAUUACAGAUGAAAUGCAAGUUCAAAAAGGUAUGUUUUAAGUUUGUUUUUAAAAACAGCUAAUGAACCCUUGACACGAAGAUCCAACGGGAGGCAGUUCCAUAGAGUUGAUGAAGAAACAGCAAACCGUCUUUCGCCAUACAGUUUAGUACGAUCGCGUGGCUCUAGAAUGUAUAAUAAAUUCGCAGAACGAAGUGUCCGUUUUGGUUGAUAGCCUUGAACUAGUUCCUGGAUGUAUGCUGGAGCUAAAUGAGAUUUUGUCAGGCUUUUCUGCAUUUUCUUAUGCAACUAUUAUAUUUCUUUUUUCUUUUUUUUUUAAAAAACAGAAAUGCACUUAAACUUACAUUAAUGUAUAUAAAGUGAAUAAUGUUUUUGGCUAAAAAGGAAUCAUAAGAUUUGAAUGUAUCCAAUAUUAGGUAAUCAACCGUGCUUAGAAGAUGUUUUGCCUUAAUUAAAUCUGCGAUCCUCUGUCACGGUAAGGGUUGACACUAUAAACACUUAUAACCGC